This is a messenger RNA of Phaedon cochleariae (mustard beetle), 658 nucleotides long. The record is from the annotation of a GenBank genome assembly. Lineage: Eukaryota; Metazoa; Arthropoda; Insecta; Coleoptera; Chrysomelidae.
UUAUAUAAAAUAAUAAGAAUUAAUACAAUUAAAUAUUUGAAUGGAUACAACCACUAUCACUGAAUUGUUGGAUGGAAACACAAAUUCACAAGCUAAUGAUCCUAUUAAAAAUGUUUCAUACACUGGAAAAAUCCUUCUAGGAAUCACAGGAGGUGUAGCAUUUGGUCUGACAGUAAUCUGUGCAUCAUUCGUUAGUCCUGCCCUAAGGAAAUUCACCUUGCCAUAUGUACCUGCUACAAAACAGCAAAUAUCUAAUAUUUUGUCUGCCUUGAAUGGUAGGUCUGGUACAUUGCUGGAUUUGGGGUCUGGAGAUGGUAGAAUUGUAUUAGAAACAGUAAAACAUAAAUUUUUAUCAGAUGGUGUUGAACUAAAUCCUUGGUUAGUUUUGUACUCAAAAUUCAAUGCCCUCAGGAAAGGUGUGCAUAGGAGUACAAAAUUUAUUAGAGCAGAUUUAUGGAAAUAUGAUGUUUCAAUAUAUGACAAUAUUGUGAUUUUUGGUGUAGAACAAAUGAUGAACGAUUUGGAAAAAAAGUUAUUGAAAGAAUGCAAAGGCGAUUGCAACAUCAUAGCAUGCCGCUUUCCUUUACCAAACUUGGUGCCUAAAAAAACCAUAGGUCAUGGUAUCGAUACAGUAUGGGUGUAUGAUUGUAAACAAUGA